Messenger RNA from Diuraphis noxia (Russian wheat aphid), 1427 nucleotides. RefSeq names its product salivary peroxidase/catechol oxidase. The record is from RefSeq and is a predicted model, not a curated record. Gene Ontology annotation, molecular function: peroxidase activity; heme binding. Gene Ontology annotation, biological process: response to oxidative stress. Lineage: Eukaryota; Metazoa; Arthropoda; Insecta; Hemiptera; Aphididae.
UGUUCAUGUCUCCGUGAACAACUCUUUACUACUUUCAGUUUAUAUUCAGCUAUACACAGAUAUUACGGAACAUUGUUCAAUCCGAUAACGUAGUUCGUUAUUAGAAAUAGAUCUACUAAUAAAUGCAAAAUGGGUAACAUUUUAAGAAGUAGAAGUAAACUAUUUACAAAUGAAAAUUCCCCUCUUAUUGGUUCUAAGUUAAAAUCGAAAUUGGAAUGGUUCAAAUUACGGAACGUGUUGCUCUUUGUGACCCUUCUAUUGUGUAUAUUUAUUGUCUUGUAUGUGGUUUUUUUGAUAUUCAAUACACCAAAGAAAAUACCUACUAUAAGAUUAAAUAGCGUGGCAACGAUCAACAACGAUUAUUUCAAUAAAUGCGCAACGCAAGUGACAUGUGACCCUAAAGCAAAAUACAGAACAGUGAAUGGAUCAUGCAAUAAUUUGCAAAAUCCUAAUUGGGGUGCAGCACUAACUCCUUUUUAUAGAUAUAUGGAUCCGGUGUUUAGCGAUGGAAUUUCAGCAUUUCGUGUACAAUCGGACGGAAGACCAUUACCAAAUGCUCGAAACCUUACUCUAACAAUGUUCCAGGACACACAUAGGAUUUGUGAUCAUCAAAAUAACGAACUCUUAGUACCGUGGGGCCAGUUCAUUACCCACGAUACAGCUUUUUCACCAGUUCGUAGUGUCAAUUCAUCUUUUCCAGCUGCACUAGACCAUUGUCAAGAUAAAAAUCCGCCAAUAGAGUGCGAAGCGGUCAUUCCAUUAUCUGCAGAUGAUCCAGUGUACGCGAAAAAAAAUAUAACGAUUUUAAAAUUCUUGCGUCUUAUAACUUCGAAGGCUUAUAAUUGUUCUUUAGUUCCUGAGACGGUUCUUAAUAAAAACACGCAUUAUAUCGACUCGUCAAAUGUAUAUGGUUCGGAUCCUGAAUUGGCAAAUGAAUUGCGUCUGUUCAAUGGAGGAAAAUUACUAUACAAUACAAUUGGAAAUCAAGUUUAUUGUCCCCAAGAUCCAAGUAAAAUUGUAAAAAACGGAAAUCAGACUCAAGUAACAAUAGCAUUCGUUGCAGGAGACGUAAAUGUUAACCAGAACUUAGGAAUAGCAUUAUUUCAAAAUUUAUUCCUAAGAUUCCAUAAUUAUAUUGCUAAUAAGUUGCAAGAAGAACACCCUUUAUGGACGGAUGAGACUAUCUACCAAGAAACACGUAGAAUCGUUGCAGCUGUAACUCAAAUUAUUACAUACGACCAUUUUUUGCCGAUAAUUUUGGGUGAAAAAUAUAUGAAUGAAUAUGGUUUAAAUCGUGAAACAAAUUAUGAUCCAACGAUAAUGGCUUCUGUUGCACAAGAGAUGACUAGUGGUGCUUUUCGAUUACUUCACAAUAUAAUACCUGCGCGAUUGAAGUACUUACAUUAACAUUUUUUAAUUUAAAAACC